Messenger RNA from Adineta steineri, 1461 nucleotides. Lineage: Eukaryota; Metazoa; Rotifera; Eurotatoria; Adinetida; Adinetidae. The record is from the annotation of a GenBank genome assembly.
AUGCAUCGUGCGUGCUUUUUCGAUCUCCUGCCUGUUGAAUUAUUACAUACUUUAUUCAGUUAUUUUCUGGCUCAUGAAAUUCUUUUUACUUUCUCUGAUAUAAAUGAUUAUGUUAAUAGUGUUUUACUCGCCUAUACUGCUUAUCGAGUUAAUUUCGAAUCCAUUGGAAGAAAUUAUUUUGAUCUUAUUUGUCGUCGUAUUCGACCAGAACAAAUUAUUCUAUUAAAACUAUCCGAUAAUAAAGAUACACCUGGUUUAUCUGAACUUUUCUUUUCUCGAUUUCAAAUUGCACAAUUCACACAACUCCGAUCAAUAACAUUGAUUGAGAUAGAACUUGAAUCAAUGCAAUCUAUCUUUUCCAAGUUACAUAAACUCAAUAAAUUACGUUCAUUGUCAUUUAAUGUUGAUUUAAUUAGAGAAAAAUAUCCAACACGAACCAGUCAAUAUCCAAAUAUAUCUAACAAAAUAAAUUUGCGUUUGCUUAAUGCUUAUUCACGUAUAUUACCUCGGCUCACUCAUUUAUAUUUACAUAGCGGUGAUGUUUUACAAUCAAUACCACUUCUACAUCUUUAUUAUUUAAAACUUGACAAAUGUACACUAGAUGAACUCGAAAUCAUUGUUAGAAAUGCACCGCAACUUCAAUCACUCAAUAUCUGUCUCGAAUUUGAUACAUUAAAGUCUGAUGUUUCUUUAAUAUCAUCGCAUCUUACACAACUCAAUUUGACAAUUAACAAGCUUACGUCAAUUAAUGAAACAUUUCGAUCAUUUCAAACACCAUUUUGGCUUGAAGAAAAACGUUGGUUUGUGGCUUACCAGAACAAGUGGUUAUAUUCCAUACAUCAUUCACAUAUCAAUGUAAUGAACGAUUUUUCACAGACAUCUACAUUUUCGACAGCACCAAAUGUCAUAGUAGAACGAAAUCCUGUUCAUAAAUUGAGUAAAACACAACAUUUAUAUAUAUCUUUAAAUCGCGAUAAACUAUGGUUCAAUCCAUCAGAUUAUAAAUUGGCUGAUAUUCGUGAGAUCGAAAUAACAUCUGAAACAACUGAUAUUCUUAGACAGAUCAAAGAUUAUCAGUUCAAACAAAUCCACAAACUUGAUAUUACAAUUUUCAAGGAACCUAAAAAUCCUUUAGAUAUGUUUGAACAAUUAUUAUAUUUAUUUCCAUGUAUCGAACAUCUUACAAUAUAUGCCCUCGCAGAUAUUACAAUAGAUCAUAUGCUUUUUAUUAUUGAGAAAUUUAAACAUUUACGAAAUGUAUCUUUUUGUGAUAGAUGUUCGUCAUCUACAGAAACAGUUAUUUAUGAUAAUCAAAAGUUAAUUAGUCAAAUUACAUGGCGACUCACAGAUGAUAAUUUUACUUGUCGAAUCUUUAAUUCACCUGCACAUAGUGAAUCAUAUGGUAUCCAUUGGUGGAUUGGGCCAGAGGUAAGUGUUUCUCAUGCAAUAACUUAUUAUUAA